AUGCCUUCAUCAGUACCACCGUCGUCGUCAUCGUCGUCUCUCGAAAGCCUGGACAGUGGCAUCAACGCUGCCAAGCUCGAGGCAGCUAAUCGUUAUGUCCGCUGGAAUCUUCUAUUUCUUCUAAUAAUUUUCAUCUUUCUUUUAUUCCCCAUAUGGAUGCCUCUUAUACCCUAUGUCAAUCAAGCAACCAACAUCGUUUUCAUAAUCAUCAUCGGUCUUUUUCAACUCGUCUGGCUGGUCGCCACUAUUUGCGCCAUACGCCGAACGCUCGCCAUCAAUCGACGAAAUAAGCUCAAGACCACCGAGGUCCGAGAUGUUGAAUCUGCUGAUGACACCGCCAACGAGCACUCAACCAUCCGUCACAUAGUUGCCAUGACCUUGUACAAGGAACCCAUGAGUGUACUACAAACCACCUUGGACUCUCUCGUGCAGCAGAGGGAUGCCAAAUCCCGCGUCUCCGUCAUUAUUGGCAUGGAAUGCCGCACACCUGACAAGGAAGCUAAACGCGAUGAAGUCUACGCCAAGUAUGAGGGCAAGUUCCUCCGUCUCAUAGUCACCUUCCACCCCUCAGGCAUUCCUGGGGAGAUCAGCGGCAAGUGCUCCAACAUGAACUAUGCCUGUCGCCAAGGCCUGGAGAUCCUCCGUCAGGACAUUGAGUAUAACUACGAGAAGUAUGAACACAUCUUCACCAACUGCGACUGCGACGCCGUGUUCGAUCCCGAAUAUAUGAUGGAGCUGGAAACCGAGUACUGCAAGCUGGACUAUGCCGACCGUCAUUCCUCCAUCUGGCAAUCCAUUAUCCUCUACAAGCGCGACUCCAUGCCCUUCUUCGUCGACAUUACCGGUGUCUUGCGUACCUUUUUCUUCAUGGGUGUUCUGAUUCCUUGGAACAUCAACCCCAUGUCUCACUACUCCCUUAGUGUGAGGUUGUUAGAGGAAGGCGCCUUUACCCACCCGGCCUACCAGAUGGAGGAUAUCAUUGCUCUGAUUCGCUAUACCAUCAACACACGACGGGAAAUCCGCAUCCGACCUUUGAAUCUCAUUUCCAUCAACGGCCCGACCUCUGGUGCCAACUACCUCGAUGAAAUCCGUGAAUGGGCCCUUCAGGUCCGCAGAUGGACCAUCGGCGCUGGCGAAGUUUUUCACUACUUCAUUGUCAAGACCUACCGAAUGCCUAGCCUCUACCUAUCCAUCAGCUGGGCCAGUCGCUUUUUCAUCUACUAUGGCCUCGUCCUCUGCGCUAGCUCCAUCUUCUCCGUGUUUUCCCCGUCAUCAUUCAGCUCCUGA
This is a messenger RNA of Parascedosporium putredinis, 1287 nucleotides long. NCBI's taxonomy places the organism in Eukaryota, Fungi, Ascomycota, Sordariomycetes, Microascales, Microascaceae. The record is from the annotation of a GenBank genome assembly.